Molecule: messenger RNA, 1116 nt
Organism: Aphanomyces invadans
Lineage: Eukaryota; Oomycota; Saprolegniomycetes; Saprolegniales; Verrucalvaceae
Exons: 2
Coding region: 1-1116 (371 amino acids)
Source: RefSeq, a predicted model, not a curated record
AUGGACCAUCACAUUCCUUCGCCACCGGCCCAUACGCUAUGGCACAAUCCACCUAUGGGCAAUUCACUUGCUCAGCUACUUUCCCCAAUUCCUCGUGCCAGUAGUGACGAAGCAACCUUCGCCACGAACUUGCGAGUUGACGACACGAACGGCCUCGUAUGGACAGUCGACAGUCGGAUUGCAAGCCCGCGCGAUGAUAACAUGAACUACUUGGAGAACCGAAACGAGGCCUUGACGCCAUGCAUGUACGAAUCGGAAGGCUUCAGCAGCCUUUUCGAAGAAUCUUCGAGUGGAUCCGAGGGCAACGUCUGCAGUUUGGUGGGCCGCAAAGACAGCGAUCCAGGCGACCACGACGAUGAAUGGGAGGACAGUUUCAACGUCCGCCAGGGCAUUGCUGAUCUCGGGCGGAAAGUCGACGCCUUGCAUGUGACGGUGGUCGAAGGCGACCGGUUCACGCUGCCAUGUCUGUGGACGUUGGAGGAGAGGACGGGCAUGGGAUUCGUUGCCAGGUCCGUGCGAGCGCUCUUGAAAACAGAGUUUCGCGUGUCCUUUAUCUGCGAGAUGCGGGACGGCGAUCGCCGGUGUGAACCCUACCCGUGCGACCAGGAAGAAGCGUUGAUCGUUACAGCCAACUCUCCGCUCGUGCAAGGCGCCCUUCCCUUCCUUAAGGUGACGUGUUCGCUGUUCAAGGUGCUGGGCCUCGUUGCUGGGGCCGGCGGCAUCGUUGGCGAUUUCUUCAAGUUUGACGACUCGACCAUGGCAAACGUCACGUCUGCGAUCGACGCCGUCGCCAACUUCAACGAAAACGUUAUCGAGAAGCUCGAUGUGGAAGAAAAACUCAACAACUUGGCCGAUUCGCUCGCGGACAACAGAGACCCGGAAGAAGUGGCAAGCAUCAUGAGCCAAACGCUCCAAAUUUACAAGCAACACCGCAAGGACGCGGGCAGCUACGAACGACUCCACCAGGUACUUGGCAGCAUCAAGUUUGACUGGACGAAGCACCACAUUAUUGGUGGCCUGGUCAAGAAAGUGAUCAAGAGUGGAUUCCCCGAUGCGGGCGAGGUCCGAUGGGUGUGCAAAGCUCAUGCAGAAUCGAACGAGAACAUCUUGAUGUAG